Acinonyx jubatus (cheetah) is the source of this 2637-nucleotide messenger RNA. It is a transcript of the gene GSPT1, whose product is annotated as G1 to S phase transition 1. The coding region runs from base 277 to 2199 and encodes 640 amino acids. NCBI's taxonomy places the organism in Eukaryota, Metazoa, Chordata, Mammalia, Carnivora, Felidae. The transcript has 15 exons. Gene Ontology annotation, cellular component: translation release factor complex. The record is from RefSeq and is a predicted model, not a curated record. Gene Ontology annotation, biological process: translation. Gene Ontology annotation, molecular function: translation release factor activity; GTP binding; GTPase activity.
UGGGGCCGGAGCUGAGGCGGUCCGAGGUGGUUGGGGUUGGGUGGGAGGAGAUCCGCUCGCACACACGAGGAGGGUUGAGCUGGUGCCGCCGUUGUCGUCGCGAGUGCGGAGUUGCGACCGGAGCCUUCGCCGCGACGACGCCGGGGACUGUGUCGCUAGCCCCCGGCCCCUCUGCCUCGUCGCUUCGCCGGGUCAGCGCGGCCUGCUCCUGCCCGGCCCGUCGCCCCCGCCUCCAUUUCCCGCCCUCUCUUCACCACACACACGGCCCCCCCGAUCAUGGAUCCGGGCAGUGGUGGCGGCGGCGGCGGCGGCGGCGGCGGGAGCAGCAGCGGCAGCAGCAGCAGCGACUCGGCGCCCGACUGCUGGGACCAAGCGGACAUGGAAACUCCCGGGCCGGGCCCGUGCGGUGGCGCCGGCGGCCCCUUGGCGGCGGCGGCGACCGAGGCCCAGCGUGAGCACCUCAGCGCGGCCUUCAGCCGGCAACUCAACGUCAACGCCAAGCCCUUCGUGCCCAACGUCCACGCUGCCGAGUUCGUGCCGUCCUUCCUGCGGGGCCCGACCCAGCAGCCGCUGUCCCCAGCUGGCGCUGCCGCCCCCAACCACGGAGCCGGCAGCGGCGCUGGAGGUCCUCCGGCACCUGCGGAACCUUCCCAAGAGGAACAGUCGUUGCUAUGCGAAGGUUCAAAUUCAGCUGUUAGCAUGGAACUUUCAGAACCUGUUGUAGAAAAUGGGGAGACAGAAAUGUCCCCAGAAGAAUCAUGGGAGCACAAAGAAGAAAUAAGUGACGCAGAGCCAGGGGGUGGUUCCUUGGGAGAUGGGAGACCCCCAGAGGAGAGCGCCCAAGAAAUGAUGGAGGAGGAAGAGGAAAUACCAAAACCUAAAUCCGUGGUUGCACCGCCAGGGGCUCCUAAAAAAGAACACGUAAACGUAGUAUUCAUUGGGCACGUAGAUGCCGGCAAGUCAACCAUUGGAGGACAGAUAAUGUAUUUGACUGGAAUGGUUGACAAAAGGACACUUGAGAAAUAUGAAAGAGAAGCUAAAGAAAAAAACAGAGAAACCUGGUACUUGUCUUGGGCCUUAGACACAAAUCAGGAAGAACGAGACAAGGGUAAAACCGUCGAAGUGGGCCGUGCCUAUUUUGAAACGGAAAAGAAGCAUUUCACGAUCCUGGACGCCCCUGGCCACAAGAGUUUUGUCCCAAACAUGAUUGGUGGCGCUUCUCAAGCUGAUUUGGCUGUUCUGGUCAUCUCUGCUAGGAAGGGAGAGUUUGAAACUGGAUUUGAGAAGGGCGGACAGACGAGGGAACACGCGAUGUUGGCAAAGACGGCAGGUGUGAAGCACUUGAUCGUGCUCAUUAAUAAGAUGGAUGACCCGACAGUGAACUGGAGCAGCGAGAGAUAUGAAGAGUGCAAAGAGAAGCUAGUGCCAUUUUUGAAGAAAGUUGGCUUCAAUCCCAAAAAGGACAUCCACUUUAUGCCCUGCUCGGGACUGACCGGAGCAAAUCUUAAAGAGCAAUCAGAUUUCUGCCCUUGGUACACUGGUUUGCCAUUUAUUCCAUAUUUGGAUAAUCUGCCAAACUUCAAUAGAUCAGUUGAUGGACCAAUCAGGCUGCCAAUUGUGGAUAAGUACAAGGAUAUGGGCACCGUGGUCCUGGGAAAGCUGGAAUCAGGAUCUAUUUGUAAAGGCCAGCAGCUUGUGAUGAUGCCAAACAAGCACAACGUGGAAGUUCUUGGAAUCCUUUCCGAUGAUGUAGAAACUGAUUCUGUAGCCCCAGGUGAAAACCUCAAAAUCCGACUGAAAGGAAUUGAAGAGGAAGAGAUUCUCCCAGGAUUCAUCCUUUGUGACCCUAAUAAUCUUUGUCAUUCUGGACGCACAUUUGAUGCCCAGAUAGUGAUCAUAGAGCACAAGUCCAUCAUCUGCCCAGGCUAUAACGCGGUGCUGCACAUUCACACCUGCAUUGAGGAAGUCGAAAUAACAGCCUUAAUUUGCUUGGUAGACAAAAAAUCAGGAGAGAAAAGUAAGACCCGACCCCGUUUCGUGAAACAAGAUCAAGUAUGCAUUGCUCGCUUAAGGACGGCGGGAACCAUCUGCCUUGAGACCUUCAAAGACUUCCCUCAGAUGGGGCGCUUUACCUUAAGGGAUGAGGGUAAAACCAUUGCAAUUGGAAAAGUUCUGAAACUGGUUCCAGAGAAAGACUAAGCAUUUUCUUGAUGACCCUGCACAGUACUGUGAGGAAAAUUGACUGCAAAAGCCUACUUCACACCGCCUUCUCUCAUUUUCUGCCCAUUGACAAACUUCUCCCCAUAUUUUGCAAAGACGAAAUUCACAGCAAAAGUCCACAUAAUGUCAGCUUUCUCAUAUUGAGAGCUCUGCUAUGCCACUGUUGAAUUUUCCCCCAGGUUUUUUUUCCCCUCCCCUCCCAAACUCUGCUUCCUUGGACAGAUUUGGCAAUAGCUUUGUAAGUGAUGUGGACAUAAUUGCCUACAAUAAUGAAAACUUACCGGAAUUUUUUUAUUUUUCAUCUUCCCCUUAGACCUACUUAGUCUUUUUCCCCCAGGCAGAUCAUUCUGAGUGUGCGAGUGUGUGUGCACAUGUUACAGAGACAACUACCAUGUUAAUAAAAUAUUCAAUUUGAAA